CAUUAUGGAUGAGUCUCCGCUGUGCAUAUAGAUCUCCAAAAUGGCGUCAUUCGAACAGUGUUUAAAGUAUUCUCUCGAUAAUUGUCCUUUAUUUAAAGAAAAGAAGAUCACAUUGAAGGAGAAACAGAUUGAGACGUUGAGAGCAUUGUACGAAGAUCAUGACUGUGUGUCGGUAUUACCCACAGGCUACGGUAAAAGUGUAAUAUUUCAGCUCUUACCGUGGUUUUGUCAGCUGAAAAUGGAGAAACGGAAACCAAUGAGCGUGAUAGUCGUGUCCCCGCUAAAUUCCCUAAUCCAGGACCAAGUCAUUGCAAUGAGGAAGAAGGGAUUAAAUGCUUGCAGUUUGAACUUCACUGGUACUCAUGGCUCAACUUAUGAAGAUGCGGAAUGCGAGAACGAUGAGGAACAGGAUCAUGAAUAUGUUGAAAUUGAUGUUCCAUUUGAGCAACUGGAGAGAGGAGACUUUUGCAUGAUUUAUUGUCAUCCAGAGGCACUAUUGAAGACCAGAUUUUCUCGACUUCUUAGGUCUCAACUGUACCAAGAGAUCAUUUGUGCAGUAGUCAUAGAUGAAGUCCAUAUGGUUUCAGAAUGGGGAGAAGAAUUCCGUCCUGCAUUCCAGAAGCUUGGGGAGUUAAUGUUGCAUUCUAGAGAAGGCUUUGCAUUUAAUUCUGACAGCAACUGCUACACCCAAAUCAAUUGCAACUGUGGCAACAGAAUUGCUGGAAAAAGGAGUUCAUUUUCCAGUGACCAUAAUGGUGCCAGCUACGAUGGUGAGGAAAUCCCACAGAAUAGAAUGUAUGCUCAAUACCACAAAGAUUAUGCAGAGUCCAUGAAGAAAAUCAUUAUUCAGGAACUGACCAAAGAAACCCCUAAAGUCAGAUUAGUUUUGGCAACUGUUGAACUGGGAAUUGGGCUCAAUGCCCCAAGUGUUUCACGUAUCAUUCAUUGCAGGCCCCCAACAACACUGGAGAAAUACCUACAAGAAAUCGGUCGUGCUGGACGUGUUGGACAACCGUCAGUGGACCAAAGGAACAUUGUUGCUCCAUUUGUAGCAGAAAAUGACUCGUCAUUACUGACUAUAUAUGAUUUCUCCCGUCAAGUGUGA
Molecule: messenger RNA, 1105 nt
Organism: Pecten maximus
Lineage: Eukaryota; Metazoa; Mollusca; Bivalvia; Pectinida; Pectinidae
Product: mediator of RNA polymerase II transcription subunit 34-like
Exons: 5
Coding region: 41-1105 (354 amino acids)
Biological process (GO): double-strand break repair via homologous recombination
Cellular component (GO): cytoplasm; chromosome
Molecular function (GO): ATP binding; four-way junction helicase activity; nucleic acid binding
Source: RefSeq, a predicted model, not a curated record